AUGCGAUCUCCAGAGCAUAAGAUUGCUCAGCCAAGAGCGGGGAAGCAGUUCGAGGAUGAAUUGCAGCUUAGGUACAUCGCUCCAGGGGCCUUCACGGUUCUACCGCCGGACGACAACCCUCCUGAUCCACCCCCUGCACCGGAGCCAUACAGAUUGACUCCGUCCACGAGGAGGCAAAAGAAUAAAGCAUUCGCGAUAAUCGGCGAAGUGGAUUCCAGCAGAGCAAACUCUAGAAGCCCCUCGCCUACUGGAAGAAUCAGCCCUUUUCGAGGACGAGGGUUCAAUCCAUCCGGAUCGAGAUUUGCAUCCCCCAGUCCAACACCCCCUCCACCAGAGGAUGCAAGGCUUACGCCCACAAAUCUGUCUCCCCAGCACGUUUCAAGAAUACCAAAACUUAAAAGAAAGGGGAGCUCAGCAGCGUUUGGAGACAAAGUUUUCCAUUAUGAUUCUUCCCCAACGAAAAGAAAACUUGAGAGUAAGUUAAGCCAAAGUUUGACCAACUUAGAACCGAAAAGGAACACAAAUAGGCCACCCCCAAGUCCAAGAAAGAAUGUACAAAGCAAGACUCCAGCUUUCCAGAAACUAUCGCCGAUAGCUGGCAGUUCCCCGGAACCAAGUCAAUCGUUGUCUUCCCCUUCAAGAAUACCAAAAAGUCGUAGCACUCCGCCAAGUAGAAGAUCUUCACCGACUAGGACUCCUUCAUCCGUUGCGCAUAAACCCCAAUCGAGGAAUACAAGCAGGGAAGCUAGUCCCACGAAAGAUCCCACAUCUCCUACUAGAAUUCCGGUUAAAUAUAAAAACGUUCAAGCUAAAGUCAAUAGUUAUGUUAAACCUAAACCAAAAGUGCCUCCAAAACCUCAAGUGCUAAGUGAACAAUCGGAAGAAUCAGACGUAGUUAAAGACACGAAAACUAAACCUAGUUUAAAUCGAAAGGAAAGUGUUAACAGAUUAAGGACAAACUCUAGGUUAAACUUAAUACAAAAAACUGACAACAAGAGCAAUAAUAUUAACAAUAAUGUAACUGGUGACAGUGUAGUAAAUAGAGCGAGUAAUAAAAAUAGUACUAAGACGAAUAACAAUAGUAGUAACACUAUAAAUAAGUCUAGUAAUAACUCCACUAGUAAGGUUGGAAAAGAAAAUGGUGAAGAAAACAAAGUCCUACAGUCACCAAAGAAGGAAGAUCGUAGACCGUCGCCAAAAAAGGAUGAACCUAAACUGCAAGGGUUAAAUGAAAAUGGAAAACGCAGCAGAAACAGUUCUCCUGCAAAAGGCAAUACCAGAAAUAAUUACAAAAAUACCGACAUAACUUCUGAUACAGAUACUUCAUACGAUAUCAAGGAAACAGCAGAUAGCAACGGCGAAGGAAAGCAGAUAAAAAGGACUGAAAGCUGUGUAAAGCUAGCUGAUAUAUUACCAUCAACGACAACAGUCGUUUCAAGUACAACCACCACCGUAACGCAACCGUUAAAAAUAGAUGCGACCGUUAACGCUAUUCCUAAACCAGAAAGGUCCAAGCAAGUCUCCCCCAUAGUCGACGGUAGGGUACUAAGCGCUACAAGCGUUUCUAAUGCCAUGAACAGGAUGAACGAUACAGUCUUGAAUACUCAGACUGUUAUUAAGGAUCACGGUUUUUCCCGACUAUCUCCAGCAGCAAAUGCAGUUAUUUCUAUGGCCAGUGAAACUGCUUUAGACACUAAAAAUGCCACCACUGCUCUACCGAUAGUUGAGCCGCUGUCUCACAAACCAGAGCACAAAGUGAUUACCCAAAUUAAGAUAAAUGAUCGUGGAAAUAACCAUACAAAUCAUUUAACCCACGCUGGGAUAAUUAGUGCGAAGGCUCUGGAAAUGGAAGUCCAGAAAAAUAUGAACAGGCUGAUCUCUCCAGAGCAUCUGUCAGGCAAUUCGAUCCAGAAAAGCGUGAACGACAGGAUCAUAGAGGCCAGGACCGUGGUCGCGGCUGAUGUUAAGCCAAUCAGGAUAACCGUUAAGGAGAAGCCUACCGAUGUCGAGGUGCAAAGCGGUAACAUAAGGCCGCCAGUUAGUGUUUCUAAUGGACUGAACGAAAGACCGAGUCUACCACCUGACCAGGCAUCGCCGCCAAAUGAGCCUGAAAAAGAAACGCCUCCAAAAAAUGCCUGCAGCAGGUUUUUUUCCAACUGCAAGAGCAAAAUGUCUUGUAAGUGUUGUAAGAAAGAAUCUAGUCCCGAAAUCCAGGACAAGGUACCAGUGGAACCUAAAGGAUGCUUCGGUUGUCUCAAGAAGAAGUCGCAGUCACCUGUGGUGAUAAACAUUGAGGAUGAAACUGGCAAAAAGACGAAACUGUGGGAUAAAUUGAAAUGUUGUAAUAAGCAUAAAGUUACGGAUACGAGUUGUUUUCCUAAAGGAAAAAGGAAAGACAGUUGGGUGGAGCGCAGGGACAGUAUUCUUGGCAGUCAGCAGGAACAACCCACCAGGUCUAAAUGUUCGAAAGAUUGUUGUAAAGAUUUCCUGAAAACAAUAUUCUGCAUCAACUUGUGUUGCAAGGGUAAGGCUUCAGAAGAUUCUAUUAGUCGAAAAGCUUCCAUAAAUAGUAAGAAGAAAAGUUUAACACCUACAUCUGUACCUCCCCCAGAGAAUACAAGAUCAAAAAUAGAUAUAAGUUUGGUAGAACAGACGUCUCAUAUGAGGGGAGCCAUACCAGCUCUUCCAAUUUGUUUGGCUUGGUUCUGUUUGGUUAUGAACUGCAUUGCACCCGGAACAGGAACCUUCUUCAGUGGACUAUUUUGUCUGUGCAUCGGCAAACCAAGAUUUUCUCAACGAGACGGGGCAAAACAGAGAUUUGGAUCGUUUAUAAUAAAUACAUUUAUAGGAUUCGGACAAUUCUUCACGGUGCUCUUCUGUCUUGUCGGUUGGGGUUGGUCCAUAUGGUGGGGUGUCAUCAUGGUAAAAACUGCCAAAAAAUACAAGAAACUGAAACUUCUGGAAACAAUGGAGGAAGAAAAUUCCCGACCGACGCCCGCUGUCAACCAAAAUCACCACUCGAGGGACCCCGUCAGGAACGCAUAAAUGUUUCCACGUCAUUCUAGGUACUCUUAAAAGGUUUUUCUAUUAAAUUUUUAUACGAGCUUUAAGUCACAAUAUUAAUAAGUAAACCGUGUAAAAAAAUUGUUAUGGAAGUCAUUUUUGCAGGUCGAAAAUGAUACUUGUAUUAAAUGUAGAUAAAACUACAACGCAAUUUUAAUAUGUGACACUAUUUUUUCUAAUGGAAUUUGUAGA
This is a messenger RNA of Anoplophora glabripennis (Asian longhorned beetle), 3255 nucleotides long. It is a transcript of the gene stum, whose product is annotated as protein stum. NCBI's taxonomy places the organism in Eukaryota, Metazoa, Arthropoda, Insecta, Coleoptera, Cerambycidae. Gene Ontology annotation, biological process: sensory perception of mechanical stimulus; proprioception; taxis. The record is from RefSeq and is a predicted model, not a curated record. Bases 1 to 3045 code for a protein of 1014 amino acids. Gene Ontology annotation, cellular component: sensory dendrite. The transcript has 9 exons.